Molecule: messenger RNA, 376 nt
Organism: Physella acuta
Lineage: Eukaryota; Metazoa; Mollusca; Gastropoda; Physidae
Product: splicing factor 3B subunit 5
Biological process (GO): mRNA splicing, via spliceosome
Cellular component (GO): U2 snRNP; precatalytic spliceosome
Source: RefSeq, a predicted model, not a curated record
AGUGUCAAAAGGAAUCGUUUACUUUUUAUUUAGAAAUCUCAUAUAAUUCAAGAUAGUUGCUUGAACAUGGGAGACAGGUACAAUAUCCACAGUCAGCUUGAACAUUUGCAGUCCAAAUAUAUCGGCACUGGCCAUGCAGACACAACUAAAUGGGAGUGGUUGACAAACCAGCACAGGGAUACACUGGCCUCUUAUCUUGGACAUUUUGACAUGCUCAAUCAUCUUAGUCUUGUUGAAAAUGAAUCCAGAGCACGUGUACGUUUCAAUAUCAUGGAGAAAAUGCUCCAGCCUUGUGGACCUCCCCCAAAGCGACCAGAGGAUUAGAUGUUGAUGUAUACUACAUUGUCAUUAGUUGUAUUAAAAAUAAAUUCCAUUU